AUGUCUGCGCCCCAGUUCUCCUACGCUGCGGAGGCAGCCGAUCGCGACAACGACGAGGACGCAGUGCAGGUUCUGUUGUGCGGCACGUCGAACGAAGGAACGAUUACCGACUUUGCGCGGGAGCACCAGCGAUUCCCGCUGGUAUCCCUCUCUGCCGCAGCUCCCGCGCCUGCCGCGUUUUCUGCCGGCGACGUCCUCGCCUCUUCAUUCCAUGGCGGCGUCGAGGAGUCAUCGCUGCUCGAGGCGGAGGGCGACGCCAGUCUGCAGCCGCAGACAACGCCUCCUCCGCGAAAACCCGAGGCAGACGGCGCCCACGGAGAGAAUAUUGAAGGAAUCCUCGACUACAGCGACGAGGCUGCUGGGGCGAUGCCUGCGUCGCUCCUCAGCUCGUUCUCCGCUUCUGGCGCCUUUCCGCUCGCGCCUCCGCCGCCGAGCGCGCCGGAGCCUGCGGGUCUCGGCGCGCACCUGAGAGAGGGCGAGGGGAGUUCUUUGCUCUCUUCCUCGCUCCCGAGGCUGGCAAGCGCGCCGCAGGCAGGCGUGCCUGACGUGGCGGCGGCGACGGCCGACGGCAAAGUCGUCAUGGACUGGGAAGUCACGAGAGACCGGAAGUGGCUCUACGCGCGCGACAAGGCGCAGUGGUUCAACUACGGCUUCGAUGAAGCGACGUUCAAGGAGUGGGUUCAGAAGCUCCUCGACGAGCGGCGCGAGCGGCUCGCUCAUCGUUCUGUAGUGGACGCCGGUGAGGAAGCGCAGCCUGCCUUCGCUUCUCAGGCAGGGUAUUCCCUUCCGUAUCCUGCAGCUCAGACCUUCGCCUAUCAGGCGCCCCCAGAUUCGACUUUUCAGCGGUGA
Molecule: messenger RNA, 849 nt
Organism: Besnoitia besnoiti
Lineage: Eukaryota; Apicomplexa; Conoidasida; Eucoccidiorida; Sarcocystidae
Exons: 5
Coding region: 1-849 (282 amino acids)
Source: RefSeq, a predicted model, not a curated record